ACCACAUCCGGGAGAGGAGAGGAGAGCGGAAGUGGCGUUGGUCUGGCCGGAGCCCUUGGGUGAAAUUGUUAGGCGUGGAGGGGGAGUGAUGUCUUCCAGACUCGGUGCAGUCACCGCCACCCCGGGACCCACACCCUUUAAGCAGCAGAGGAGCACCAGGAUCGUGGGAGCUAAGAAUAGCAGGACCCAGUGCUCCAUCAAGGACAACAGCUUCCAGUACACUAUCCCUCAUGAUGACUCCCUGAGUGGCUCAUCAUCCGCCUCCUCGUGUGAACCCGUGAGUGAUUUCCCAGCAUCCUUCCGAAAAUCUACCUACUGGAUGAAGAUGAGAAGAAUCAAGCCUGCUGCCAGUUCACCAGUUGAAGGCACAGGUGCAAAGGAAAAGGAAAAGGCCAAAGGAAAAAGGAAAAUCAAGCAGGAAGAAGAUGAAGACUAUCGCGAGCUUCCUCAAAAGAAGCACAAGCUCUAUGGGAGGAAGCAGCGGCCUAAAGCUCAACCUCACCCCAAACCCCAGGCUCGUCGGGUUCGGAAGGAACCUCCAGUUUAUGCAGCAGGAAGUAUGGAGGAAAAAUGGUACUUAGAAAUCAUGGAUAAAGGCAGUGUUUCCUGUCCUACCUGCCAGGCUGUGGGGAGGAAGACUAUAGAAGGUUUAAAGAAACACAUGGAAAACUGCAAACAGGAGAUGUUUACCUGCCAUCACUGUGGAAAACAGCUUCAUUCUCUGGCGGGGAUGAAGUAUCACGUCAUGGCCAAUCAUAAUAGCUUGCCAAUUUUGAAGGCAGGAGAUGAGGUAGAUGAGCCCAGCGAGAGGGAGCGGCUGCGAACAGUUCUCAAGAGAAUGGGGAAGCUCAGGUGCAUGCGGGAGAGUUGCUCCAGUACCUUCACCAGCAUUAUGGGAUAUCUGUACCAUGUUAGAAAAUGUGGCAAAGAGGCAGCAGAGCUGGAGAAGUUGACCUUGAAAUGUCAGCACUGUGGAAAACCAUACAGGUCAAAGGCUGGGCUUGCGUACCACAUGAGGUCAGAGCACGGGCCUGUCUUCUUCCCCGAAUCAGCACAGCCGGACUGUUUGAAAGAGAUGAGUCUGGAGACAAAGGGUGGAGGUCGAGUUCAGCGGCGUUCUGCCAAAAUAGCUGUGUACCAUCUGCAGGAGCUGGCCUCUGCUGAACUGACCAAGGAAUGGCCGAAGAGGAAGGUGCUCCAGGACCUGGUACCCGACGAUCGGAAGUUAAAAUACACUCGCCCUGGGUUGCCUACAUUCAGCCAGGAAGUACUGCACAAGUGGAAGACGGAUAUCAAGAAGUACCAUCGUAUCCAGUGUCCUAACCAGGGUUGUGAGGCUGUCUACAGUAGUGUGUCUGGCCUUAAAGCUCACCUGGGCUCUUGUACACUGGGCAACUUUGUGGCUGGAAAAUACAAGUGUCUUCUGUGUCAGAAAGAAUUUGUGUCAGAGAGUGGUGUCAAGUAUCACAUCAACUCUGUCCAUGCCGAGGAUUGGUUCGUUGUAAACCCAACAACCACCAAAAGCUUUGAGAAGCUGAUGAAGAUAAAGCAGCGGCAGCAGGAGGAAGAGAAGCAGCGGCAGCAGCAAGGGAGCCGGCGGUCUCUGAGAAGGCAGCAGCAGCCUCGUACUGAGCCUGCCGAGAGCCAGCCGGAGCCACGGGCAGGGAAGGGGCAGGAUGGGAAUGAGGAACUGGUGGUGUCAACUUUAUGUAAGGGAACCGAGCAGGAGCCAGUGCCAGCACAGUCCCAGAAAGCAGAGCCCGCAAAGACCACUCACAAACGAGGGAGGAAGUAGGCAGGCAUUGAGCAUGCGCCUAGGAGAGUGGAUGUGAUGCUGUUGUCAUGGGGACAUGUGCAGGGGAGGCCUGAGUCCUGGGGCUGAGUGAAGAUGCUUUCAGCUGUUGCUGGGCUGUGGCUCUCAGCUCCUCUGUGUACAUUUCACGGUCUUCCUGACUAGUUCACUUUCACCCCUCCUUGCCUUAGGAGGUUCCUAUUCCCAUUAGAGUCCUUUUGCUUUUUCCGUUGUCCAAAGAGCUCCCCUGGGAAAGCAUCUGCAGGCCCCCGGGCCCUGCACAAGGUUAAGGAACCUUUGGCUGGCUUUCUUUUUCUUUCCUGUCUGGGUUAUGAAUGUUCUUGGAAUCUUUGUUGAUCUAGUGUCUACUCCAUCAUUUAGCAUAUAAAACAGUUUCAAACUAAUCUUUUUUUAAAAAAAACAAAACAAAAAAACUGACAGGUUUUAUCCUUCAGUGUGUGUGACAUAAGAGGACUAGAAAGAACUGCCACUUGUGUUACAGUAUGACCCUGAGCCCCAGGGAGCAGAACCUGGCAGACCAUACUUGUCUAUAAUUUUCCUGUUGAGAGGGAGAAAAUUAUUUAGCACGAGAAAGCUAGAUGCUCACUGUGCUUGGAGCAGGGACUAACUGGACCCACAGGCAUGAAAGCACAGUCUUAGGGGUCUGUGUCCCAAACACUAAGGUGAGAAGGAAGGGAAGGGUAGUGGUUGUAAUGGCUGCCCCGCUUCCCUGGGUUCCCAGGAUCAGUGCCCUGGGAGCUUGCCUUGGGAAACGACUUAGUCCCGCUGUGUUGACCCAGUGCUCUGGCCUCUGGAAAUGCCACUGAGGUUGCAAAGCAAGGUGAGCUCUCCCUCUCCCUGCACUUACCUCACUUGUUAGGCCACACCAUCUUAAGUCCUCGCCCAGGGCAUUAGCCCGCCUCCGUCCCUGACAGUUCUGAGACUAUUGUCCUACUGUUUUGUAUAUGGAGUUCUAUCUGCUUUAUAUUGUGAGAUUUUUGACAGCAGAUGUAGAUAUUUCUCUGGAGCCGGAAAGAGUGGUCUCUCUCUGUACCUCAUGCCUGUCUGGUGGUGUUCGGUGGGCUCUCUCCCCGUGAGGGUGGAUAUCUUUGGAACAUGGGUUAGAGUAAGUAGCCUUGUUGUCGUGUUUCUGGUUUCUCUUCCUCCUUCUGUGUAAAUAUUGUUCUUCUAUAUUCCUGCCUAUUGUAUGGCAUCUGCCACUUACAGAGUUAACCUUGAACUGGACAAAUACUACCUUUUCAAACCCGGAAAGGCUGUUUGCCACUCUGAGGUCUCUGUUCUCCGUGCUCCUUUAUAGCUUUAUCAUGUGUGCUUUGUGAAGACCACUUUUCAAUAAUGGGGCAUUAAAACUUGAACUGGGCACUGCCAGAAGGGGUCUUUUUGAGUCAAGUCGAGGAAAUGAUGUAUUUGUGCUGUUUUUAUUCCUGCUUACACCCCUAAAGCUCCUGUAGUUGAUUAGGGCUGUCGAGGAGGAAAAAUGAGAAGCUAUGUUAAGUUCUAGUGACAAGGACUUGGAUAAUAUUUGUCAAUGGCAAAUAAAAUGACUCAGAAAGUU
This is a messenger RNA of Arvicola amphibius (Eurasian water vole), 3368 nucleotides long. RefSeq names its product zinc finger protein 512 (gene Znf512). The transcript has 14 exons. Gene Ontology annotation, molecular function: zinc ion binding. The record is from RefSeq and is a predicted model, not a curated record. Bases 89 to 1795 code for a protein of 568 amino acids. Lineage: Eukaryota; Metazoa; Chordata; Mammalia; Rodentia; Cricetidae.